AUGUGUUUGCACAAACUUUCCACAGUGGAUGACACAUUGGAAGUGUUAGGAACUCCAAAGGAAUACAAACGGUUACGUAAUUGGAUAAUACGAAUAAUAACCGGAUGGAUUAUAUGGUCUUUUUUCAUGAAUACAUUCGACAGUUUGUGGUUAAAUUACGAAUAUUUCAGUAUCACUCGUAUGUUUGUCCCUUUUUUAGGAAAUCAUUUGCUUCAUAUCAAUACUUUAAGUGCUUUAACUUGGGGAACUAUACUAAGAUACACAAGCUCCAGAUUCCAAAAAGUCAAUGAGCAUAUUCGUAUAAUCCAUUCUGAUCUGUUAAAAGAUAAUGCAGAUUAUACCAGGAAACAAAAUAGAUUUAUUUUAGUCAAUCAGGGAAGAACAGAAGUCAAGAAAUACAAGCAAUAUAUGUGGAUUAUAAUGCACGUCCACUUACAACUAUGCCUCAUAUCACGCGAGUUAAACAAAGUAUUUAGUGUACAAAUGUCACUACAAAUGACAUCUUACUUUGCAUUUAUUGUAUCGGUAUGUCGCGAAAUUUAUACAACGUAUAUAAACAAAAAUACAAAAACAAUAUUGGAACAGUUUUUAGACAGUAUAUUUGCUUAUAUAUGGGGAAUCAUAUAUAGUGUCAUGAUUCUCACGUUAAACCAUAUCUGCCAAAUUGUCUACUGCAAGGUAAAUGAGACAGUAGCAAUUCUUUACAAAUUGUCCAAUGAUAAUCUCGAUGAAGACUUACGCGAGCAGACUCUACAAUUUAUAUUACAAAUAAAACAAAGGAAAGUAAAAUUUGGCAUGGGACUUUUCUACUUUGGUUAUGAUUUCAUUCGUCGGUUCUACAAAUCAAUUGUGACCGUUUUAGUGAUUAUAAUACAGAUGCAUUAUACGUAUGAGGAACCUCUACCUAAUUAA
This is a messenger RNA of Solenopsis invicta (red fire ant), 912 nucleotides long. RefSeq lists its product as uncharacterized. The transcript is spliced from 6 exons. Bases 1 to 912 code for a protein of 303 amino acids. The record is from RefSeq and is a predicted model, not a curated record. NCBI's taxonomy places the organism in Eukaryota, Metazoa, Arthropoda, Insecta, Hymenoptera, Formicidae. Gene Ontology annotation, biological process: sensory perception of taste. Gene Ontology annotation, cellular component: axon; dendrite; neuronal cell body.